This is a messenger RNA of Stegostoma tigrinum, 4145 nucleotides long. RefSeq names its product transmembrane protein 174 (gene tmem174). The transcript has 2 exons. The record is from RefSeq and is a predicted model, not a curated record. Lineage: Eukaryota; Metazoa; Chordata; Chondrichthyes; Orectolobiformes; Stegostomatidae. The coding region runs from base 22 to 819 and encodes 265 amino acids.
AUAGCAAUCCCCUUUACUUCCAUGGGACUAUCAUUCAGCACUGACUGUGCAAUGCAAAUGGAGCAACGGAGCAGCAAUGUGGAAGAUUUCCCUGUUAAUGUAUUUUCCGUGACUCCCUGUCAACCUAGAACUCCUGGAGUCCAGGUGUCAGAUGGUGAUAAGGCUGGGGCCACAUUGCUAUUCUCAGGUGUUUUUUUGGUUCUAGUGGGUAUAACUUUCACAAUAAUGGGCUGGAUUAAAUACUAUGGCACCAGUGAUUUAGAAUGGACACAGUUACUAGGACCAAUUCUACUUUCUGUGGGAGUCACUUUUGUUCUCAUUGCUGUUUGUAAGUUCCGAAUGUUAACUUGCAAAACUUGCAAGCAAAUUAAUGAGAGUGCAUUGGAGAUUGAGCAAACGCCCUGUGGACAAUCAUUUGUUUUUACAGGAAUUAAUCAGCCUAUAACUUUCCAUGGAGCUACUGUUGUACAGUAUAUUCCUCCUCCAUAUGCAUCUCCUACCCAAGAUGGCAUUACCAUGAACACAACCCGCUUGCAAUCGCUGAACAACGCUCAGAACACUAAUCCAGCUGAUGGUACUACAGGGACAACCCCAUGUCCUCCACAGUACUAUACCAUCUACCCUCUGGAUAGCACAGCUUUUGCAGGAGAUGAUAAUUGCCCUCCUUACCAAGGACCAGAGAACGAAAUAAUCAGGUCUGAGGAAAGCCAGGAUGAAUCAGAAGCCACGUUAACUGCUGAUGAAGUCCCUGAUAGCAUUCCACCACCGUCAUAUGAUGAAAUCUUUCCGGUAGUGAGUGAGGAUACUGUAGAACGUUAACUCUGCUGAGUUUGUCAAGCUACAAUAUGUGACUGAGACACGAUCAUGAUUGCUGUUCACUUAUCCCAACUUAAUCCCCGUCCAGCCUUCCGUUCUAUAUUGUUGAGUGGAUUGUGAUAUUGCUAACUGUAAGCAUACAAACAGAAAUGAACCAUUAUAGCAUAUAAUAUGGAAUAGUGGAUACUAUCCUCAUCAGCUAUGCUCUUAUUAUGGAACUUUUCAUUUCACAAGUAACUCAGCUAUGCAUUCUAGAAAAUACAGAUCCUAAUGCCAGAUGUGCACCACUUCACUUCCAUGAUUUCUGAAGCAAUGUGAACCCCUUUGGUUGAGUGAAAGAAGAAUCAGAACUCAGCUAUAAUAAAGUUGAUUUUAUGCUGUUGAGGCAGCUACUUUGGUAGGUAAUUUGAAUAAAUGGCAAAAAGUUUUGCCUAUAAAGUUAGGCAACACACAAAACCUUGUUAAAAUUAGUCAGUUGAAUAUUAUGUAGCUCCUCUAACAGAUUAAUACCUGGAAAUACUAUUCAAUUAUAUAAUUUGCGCUAUCUGAUGAACUGUUUUUUACUGUUUCUUCAUUGGAUGUGAACACCACUGGAAAGGUCAGAGCCUAUGCCCACAACCAGUUAUCCUUGUGAAGGUGACCUUCUUUGACCAUUACACUUUGUGUGGUGUAUCUAGAUCCACAGCCCUGGGGAACAUAUUAUCAGAUUUUGACCCUGCAAUCAUGAAGGAGUGGUGAUCUAUUUCCAAACCAAGAUGAUAUGUGAAUUGAAGACGAACUUGCAAAUGGUUGUGCUCCAUGUACCAUUUGUAUUUAUUCUUCAAAGUGGGAGAGUUUUGCUAGUUGGAAGGUAUAGUUGAAGAAGACUUAAUUAGUUCUUGCAGUAUGACUUACAGAUGCCUGCCCUCUGUGUAUACUUGACAAAAGACAGCGCAAAAUUUAUGUAGUAGAUGCAGUGCAAAUUAACCAGGCAGCUUUAUCCUAGAUGGUAUGUACGUUUUUUGGAUACUUUUGGAGUUGCAAUCAUCCAGCCAAGUGGGAAUAAUCCAUCAUGCUGUUUACUUGUGCAUCUAAAUAGUGUAAAGGAUCUGGGAAGUAAACAGUUGAGUUACUUGCUGCAGAUUUUCUAGUUUCUGACCUCUUUGCUUUGUGGUCUUGUUUCUGUGGCCUCAGUAUUUACGCGACUGAUUCUGUUAAGUGUUUGGACAAUAGGCACUGUGAGGGUGUUGAUGUUGGGCCACUCAGUAAUUGUAACUCUGUUGAAUUUCCAAGAAAGGUAUUUAGAGUCUCUCUUGUUAGACAUAGCCUAGCACUUUUUUGACACAAAUGUUGAUUGCCCAAGCUUAAGUUCGAUGCUUAGCUCAAACCUGAAAAUUGUUCAGGUCUUGCAGCAUACAGGAGUGGAUUACUUCAGCAUUUGAAGUUACAAAUGUCACUGAAGACUGUGUAUUAAUUAGUGAAUGUCCACGUUUCUGUCCUUGUCAUGGAGGAAAGUUUGCGCUGAGGACAUGACAUGAGGAAUUCCUGGGACUGAGAUGAUUGGACUCCAAACACACCAUCUUCCUUUGAGCUAGAUAUGACUCCAAUCACUGUUGCAUUUCCCAAUAAUUUUCAUUAAAUCCAGCUUUGCUUCAGCUCUCACCUCCUGACUGGAAUUUUGCUCUUUGCUCCAUGUUUGGACCAGGGCUGCCAUUAAGUCUGGAGAUCAUUUGUUGUGUAAUUGCUCUUAAUUGCACUGUUUACAACAUUUUCCAUCAGAUUGCUAUUGAUUAAGGAAAGACUAAUAGGUAAUUUACCGAACCAAAUCUGAUUUGACUUUAAUGGGAAUAGUUUUCCUUGGACAAUUUCCUACAAUGUCAGUUGGGUGCCAGUAUUUUACAUGGAUUAAAACAGCUACCAGAGGCAUAAGCAGCUUCAGACCACAUGUCAUCAGCACUGGAGUAGGCUAUUAUCUUGCUUGUGGCUUUUACAAUAUCCAAUGUACUCAAAAUUUCUUCAUAUCACAUGAAGUAAGUCAAAUAAGCUGAACACUGACUUCUGUGAAUGUAGAAACAUUAGUAGAAGGCUGAGGUAUGUCAUCUACUCAGGACUACUCAGCACUUCUGACAGAGGUUAGAAGAAAAUGCUUCAGCCUUGUCUUCUGCGUUCAUAAUUUACAACGUGCAUACAGCCUCCCUUUCCUGCUAGUUAUGGAACUGUCCAUCAACAUUCAUGACUGCAUGGGACAGGACUGCUGUGGUCUGAGGGAUAGUCACUGGACUAACGCUACUUUCACUCCACAGAUAUUGCCAAAUCUGCUGAGUUUCUCCAACAAUUUCUGUUUUUGGUUCAGAUAAUUGAUCUGUUCUUUUUUAUAGGAUUGCUUGGCUCUGCCUAUAUCAUGCCUCUUCCGAUGUUUAGCUGUUUCUAAACAAGAAUUUUUUUUAAAGAAAAAAGGUAGACCCUUAAGAUAGAGCUCAGGCUUGCCAGCCUACAAAGGAGCUCUUUGGAUGUGUUUCCUUGGGACAUUUCCUGCUACAAAAUCUCUCUUGGAAGAAGUAUUAAGGAACUUCUAAAAUAUCAGAGGAGGCUGAAACAGAGAAGAAUGUUCAUAAGAACUUGGUUCUGCAAGUGAAACAAAAUGGGCAAGAAUGUGGAACAGGGAAGAAGCUAUUACAAAAACAUCCCUCGACACAAGUUGUUUCAGACCUUCUACAAACGUUACGAGCAAUGUAACCGAAAAAAUGUUGCUUCAAUAAUUGUUUACUUUCUUUUUGGCAAUUAUCUGUUUCUGCCAUUAAUAGUAUUGAUAUCAGAUCACCAGGUUGCAGAAAGCUGACUUUGCUUGAAGAUAGUUCAAAUAUUCAGACUCAUUUUGGAAAAAUUGCAGAUUAAUUUGCACCAGAUACGUUGGCAUUAAUUCAAACAGUGAGAAAUGUCUCAGUUAAUGUGACAUUCAUUUAUUUCCCUCAUGAUUCAAAAGCACAUUUUCUAUUUUGUGCACAAAGCUGAUAAAUCGUGAUUCUGUAAUUCACUGAUUGUCUUCUUUGUUACAAGAUAUACAAGUAUUUUAAUUAUUGUUUCUGAAACAUAUCCUCAUUUCUGAAAUCUGUAAACACAGAGACUGAGACACUCUGUUAUAAUAGAGAGAAGUGGACAGUACGAUCUCAGUUAUGUUACAAAGAAGCGACUGGGAUUUUCUGAUGUAAAAAUUUAAAGAUUCCAAGAUGGCAAUUUUCAAUAAAUGUAUCAGAUAAUCUACAUUGUAAUAUACUGAUAUUUUAUUAAAUGGUGCUCCAUGUAACUUUCCCAAUAUUGCAAUACAAUAAAGAUAUUACUGAAAACAUAAA